Messenger RNA from Phytophthora sojae, 1191 nucleotides. RefSeq lists its product as hypothetical. NCBI's taxonomy places the organism in Eukaryota, Oomycota, Peronosporomycetes, Peronosporales, Peronosporaceae. The annotation marks the transcript as partial. The record is from RefSeq and is a predicted model, not a curated record. Gene Ontology annotation, molecular function: tRNA-guanosine(34) queuine transglycosylase activity. The transcript is spliced from 4 exons.
AUGCGCGCGGCCAAGACGACGCUGUCCCGCGCCAACUCGCUCUUCAGCAGGACGCAGACGCCGUGCUACCUGCCGCCGAGCAUCGCGGGCAACUUGCCCCACUUGACGCCAGACAACUGCAGCAAGGUCGGGGACUUGACUGCGCAGGUGGUGGACUACGCCGACAUCUCGGGCUUGGUGAAGCUGGUGUCGAAUAAGCAGCGGCCCUUCCGAGAGUUCUUGAAUGUGACCGACUGCGAGCUCGUGCUCUCCGCUAGGGACUACAUCAGUCACUCGAAUCCGCCGAGCUCCAAGGCGACGGGCUUCAUGAUCGAGACGAGCGGCGGGCGACGCACCGUUUCCGUCGAGGAUUUCAUGCAAGCGACCGAGUUGCUGCAGCCAGAGCUGGUUGUGCCGCUAGCUGACGAGAUUCCGGUUGAAAAGGGUCGGAACCGCCACCGCGCAGCUGUCCAGACCUCCUUGGACUGGUUGGACGCCUGCCAGGCUCUCAAUACUUCGGGCACGCCCAUGUGCGGAGUGGUUGUUGGCGGCAACGACCAGACGUUGCGGCGGAUGAGUGCUGGUGAAACCUGCAAGCGCGACAUCCAGGCCAUCCUGCUCAGCGGUCUGGGGGCUUGUAGCGAUAAGGCGGAGCGCUUGGAGCUGAUCGACGCCAUCGUGAGCGAGGUCACCCCGGCGUCACUUCCCCGCAUCGUCACUGGGAUCGGGCACCCGCUCGACGUGCUGGACACCGUCAAUCGCGGCAUCGACGCUUUCGUGUCGCCCUACCCUGCCACCGUCACGAAGGCGGGGUCUGCGCUCAUCUUUUGGAUCAGCGACGACGAAGACGCAGGCAGUGCAAGCGACCGCAACGCUGAGCGCGAGCGCUCGGGCGGAGUGCUGCACUUGCGCGAGAAGCGAUUCGCGACGGACUUUGGUCCGCUCAUGGCUGGGUGCGACUGCUUCGCCUGCCAGAAGUACACGAGGGCGUACAUCCACCACCUGCUGAACGUCCGCGAGAUGCUGGGCGACAUUUUGCUGUACCUGCACAACCUGCAGCACUACUACCGCUUCUUCCGCGAGAUCAGGACGUCGAUCAACACCGAACGCUUCGAGGCCUACCACGCUGAAUUCGCGAGCAGAUUCGAGGAGAAGGCCUCGACUGCACCGCCGCUUAUUAUCCCUGCGGCGAUAGAGGAACGCAAGCGCAAA